AUGGCCACUUCCGAUGUGGUAAUGGAAGCAGACAGCGGAUUUGUGCGCAACGUACGGUCUCCUGGCUUAUCAGAUCUCGUCAUAAGGGUUAACGGGAGAGAUGUAAACGAAUAUGAGGAAAAACGGGAUGAAAUGAUUGGAGAAGGCUUGUUCUCUUUCGAUGAAGAUAUAGUACCAGAAAAAGAAACGGGUAAUUUAAACGAGGGGUCUGCAAUGUUAGAUCUAUUUUAUGAUGUUCAUUCUAGUGAUUCUGGUAAUUUUGAUAUGUCUCAGGGGCAUUUGGCAUUUAGUGAAGAUAGUGCGGAUAUGGUUGUUAGAGUAAGGCAUCCUGAAAAUCCAUGGAUUGAGGAGAAAGAUGUUCGUUCAAGCUCAGAGGAACUGGAAGAAGAUGAAGAAUCGAAACCAAUCCAAAAAAAGGGCUCUUUGGCAUAUGGCUGCUCGCUUCCAAUAACGAUUCCUUCAGGUCGUUUUUGGCCACCACGCGAUGCUGUUGAGAGCAUUGAAGGCAAGGAGAUCCUUGAUUUUGGUGAAAACCGUAAACUGAUUGACAAAACUAUUUUGCCUCAGCGUCCACCAAGGGAUCUCUAUAGUGAGAUCCGUGCCCAGGCUCGUUCAAUUCAGGCGGCUGACGAUCCAGAGCGUUUAUUUGGCGAGCGUCCAUCACGACGUCGUUAUCAAACGGGUGAAGGAUGGAUCACAUCUCAGGUAACUGCGCCGCUACAGACGUACACUGAGGGUACUGAUGCUAGGGUUACUGCUGACGUAGAAGAACAAAUGUCUUAUUAA
This is a messenger RNA of Cercopithifilaria johnstoni, 786 nucleotides long. The record is from the annotation of a GenBank genome assembly. Lineage: Eukaryota; Metazoa; Nematoda; Chromadorea; Rhabditida; Onchocercidae.